Messenger RNA from Penicillium longicatenatum, 1941 nucleotides. Its product is annotated as telomere repeat binding factor family protein. The record is from RefSeq and is a predicted model, not a curated record. The transcript has 3 exons. NCBI's taxonomy places the organism in Eukaryota, Fungi, Ascomycota, Eurotiomycetes, Eurotiales, Aspergillaceae. The coding region runs from base 1 to 1941 and encodes 646 amino acids.
AUGGAUUCAAGUGGAGCUUUACGGCCCCUGGAUGAAUCAUUACUUCGCGAACUUCCCCAACUUUCCCUGCGUAUCGCUCCGCUGCGGGAACCUGUCUCAUCUCGUACGCUCAGCGUUCCAUCUCCCCUGGAGCCAAACGCAAGUGGAUCCCGGGAAUCCCAUACCGUCCCAAAAUCUACAUCGACCAGUGGAAAAUCCACAAACCCGGAAGCGGGUCUGCCAACAGUGACCGAGUUUCUCAAUGCUGCACGAACUAAAAAGGCCGAGUCUGCCACAGACCCUCAGUCAAAUGUGGAGCCACCACCCAAGCCGAUUCUCCCCGCAUUUGUAAACCUGCGUGCACUGGAGCGCUUCCCAUUCUCUUCAUCCUUUGACGACGAUGCCCUCCAUGGCACACGCAAGCGUCGCCGCUUAGACCUACACGAAUCGUUUAGCGAGCACCUGCAGCUCCCCAUCCCACAGGCACAAAAAGAGCAACGUCCUCCUCCCUUUGGCCCUUUUGCUAUUCUGAAUGGAUUGAAUGAACCCCCACCCAAUGCUGCUCUUCUUCCUCCCAUCGAAGCAGGCUCGAUCCCUCAGCUCUUGACGAAACCAUCUCGUGAAGAUGCUGCCGUCGAUCCUGGUAUAGUCUCCGCGAAUGGCACUCUUUCAGAGGGCCAACCUGUAGAGCGGAGAGAAGGGAGGAUUGAGGAGCUUCUCAGUGUGACCCUUGAUGACCAUAAUGAUGAUGUACAUGAUCAUGAAGACGAACGAAUUACUGCACCCGAAAAUCCAAUUAUUAAGUCUGUCGUCCCUGAUGAAAAAGUGCACACCCCGAAUGAGAUAACGUCGACUCCUGCCACGGGCCGUUUGUCUCCCAAAACUCGUGGCAGAUCUCGUAAGAAUGUGAGGAAAUGGACCGAGGAAGAGACCAAUGAUCUCCUCCGGGGUGUGGUGAAGUGCGGCAUUGGUAAUUGGACAGCGAUAUUGGCACAGCCAGAACUCAAAUUCAACAAGCGAACGGCUUCCAACCUGAAAGACCGAUUCCGAGUCUGUUGUCCUUGGGCUUACCGAGCGCCUGAUCCAAAUGAAGCAACGAAGCAAUUACGUGAUAACCUUGCCAAUGAUCUUCUCAAAUCUCGAGCCGAUGCAUCUGACAAAACCUCCGGCAUGAUUCGUGAUUCGAUUCAUACUGCUUCGAUGGUGGGGUCUGCGCCGAGCUCUGGAGCUGGAAGUCCAGUCUCAAUUUCCCAGAAGCCACCAACAUCGAGCAUACCGUCUGUCAAGCCAGACAAGGGUUCCGGAAGCAGUACCCAGAUUCCUCAGCAGUCAUCCUCACCCAAGGACACAGAUGCCUCCAGCAAAUCUCGGACAAACCUCGAAUCUCUUGGCAUUCCAGAGCCGUAUGUUUCCAUGAAAUCGAAACGUCGCUCGCGCCGGCCAUUCACCACCGCAGAAGACGAAGCUCUUUUAAAGGGCUACGCCGUCCAUGGCUUCCAAUGGACUCUGAUACAACAGGACAAAAGACUCAACCUCAGUCACCGCAGAGCCACCGAUCUCCGAGACCGCUUUCGCACGAAAUUUCCGCACGCCUAUCGCGAUGGAGGCUCUGUCAAUGGUAACGCUAUGAAUCCACCAAAGCUGGAAUCUGCCAACAGCGAUCCGGGUCCAGUAUCUCGAGAUCGCCCUAACAGUACUGAGUCUACUCCCACGAAAGCUCCUCCAAUAGUUCAUCGGCGCUCUGAUCCGCAUAUUCAUAGUCGACAGACGUCCAGCGUUUCACACGCCAACGCCGGAACCGGUCCUUUUGAUCCGUCGUUCUUACCGCCUCCACAGGGCUUUCUUGAGUCUUCGGGGAAUGCAAUUGCGUUUUCUUUGGAUGAGAAUUCUGCUGGUGCUGGUCCUUCUUCGCCUUGGGAAGAUAACACGCUUGCUCCUAUGAUUUGGGACGACCUGGGCUGA